GCGUCACCGCGCAAGCUCCCAUUCACGUUCGAUGUCGGCCAGUUCGGACAGGUCGUGGAGUCGGAGCCGAGCCAUGACAUGCAGAAGGAGACGCCGCCUGUCUGGGUCAAGGACCUCAUGACGGAGGUAAGGGGUAUGAACACCAAUAUCGAGCGCAUCGAGCAGCCGAUGGCGCAGGAGGCGCAGGAGUUCCCCAGUGCUCUUCAGAUCCAUGACCAGAACUUGGCGCAGGUACAUCAACGUCUUCUGGUGGUUGAGCAAGGAUCCACGGCUGCCAUUGCUACAGCUGUGGCGGCGGCCGUCGACGAGAAGAUUGCGGCCAUCCCGUCUGGCGCCCAGCAGAAGGGGGAGGACAUCGAGAGGAAGUUGAAGAUGAUGGCGACGAGCAAGCCUGGUGGUGGGCCCGCUGGCAGCAACCUGCACUUGGCGUCGACGCGCGAGCAGGAGGGCGCCUGCCGCUUGAUCCUGGCGGGGUUCGAGUCUCCACUGAUGGGGCGUGCGCUCCGCCGGGCUGCUGAACAGGUUCGUGAUCUUUGUGCGCCACAAAGAGAGUGGCCAUCCAUAACUAUUAAGGCCUUUGACAUGUCGAGGAAAGCGACCUUGGAAUUCCCGACGGCUACUAAGUGCUCGGACUUCUUCAGUGCGUUCAAGGCUCGUGGUCCUGUGGCGUUUCCGAGUCCUCUGGCGGAUGGGCUGCAGUAUCAACUUCGUGUCAAGCGUGACAUCAACCAGCACGGGGGGAAGCUCUUCCUCGUCAUGGGGAAAGUGCGGAAGGUCAUCAGUGAGGCCAUUGGCACGCGCUACGAGGUGGGCUCGAACGGCUUUGGCAGCGCGGUCUUCAUCCUCACCAAACCCGAAUGCCCGUUGAUGACGGUGCAGCUGAAGCUGAACGGCGACGAGGUGGAGCACGAGAUAGCCGAGGCUGCGUUCGUGAGCCUGGGCCUUCAGGCGAUCUUGCCUGCGGUCAGGGCGGCGCUG
This is a messenger RNA of Prorocentrum cordatum, 978 nucleotides long. NCBI's taxonomy places the organism in Eukaryota, Dinophyceae, Prorocentrales, Prorocentraceae. The record is from the annotation of a GenBank genome assembly.